ACAUAUGCACACCAACAGACACGCUUUCUUCUUGAGGGGUCGUGUAUAGUGACAAUGACAACACACAUACACAGACAUAUACACAACACACACAUACAUGCAAACACAUAUACACAAACACACCCACACAGAACAGGCACAAGCACACGCACACGCACACGCACAUAGAUACACGCACAAAGACACACGCACACAGACACGCCCGCCCAGAGUUGUUGUUGCUAAAGCUCUUUUGCUUGCUGGAGGUUGGGCUCUGCACUCUGCAUCCUGGAGGUUGGACGCUGAGGCUUGGGCUAUGCAUUGCGUUGGACAACGGCGGCCCGAUCACUGAAGGGUAUCCGGAGGGGGUGGCUUUGUGGCAUGCUACAGCGAGCCUUGGUUUGUGGUGAGGGCCAUUGGAGCGCCGUAGUCCACCCAUGAUGAAGAGCACAUCUGUGAAGGUGCUUGUUGGCCGGGACCGUACGCCCUACAUUAUCAGCUCCCAUUUGCUGGAAUUUUCCGCGUAUUUCAGAGCGCUGCUGAGCGAACGAUGGAUGCUAUUGGCUCGCGAGGAAGAUGAUCGGGACUCGGAGGAAAUGCUUACGGUGUCGAUUGAGUGCGAGCCGGAUGUGUUUGAGCACCUGUUGGCAUUGCUGCGGUACCACAGUUUAAGGGCCCUUCCCAAAUUGACAGAUGACGAGAUCUUCCGCCUAAAGAAGGAGGCUGAUUUCUAUGGGAUUGAGGUUGAUGACACUCCAUUCAGUGCUCCGGGGGAUGAGGUGGAUGAUGAGAACGACGAGUCGAAGAUCUCCUCGCCUACGUCGGACCCGACACUUCUAGUCAAAGUCACAGAUAACCCUGGUUGGGACUGCGAGCUAUGUGGAAACAACGUGUGGGCGGUUAUCUUUUACCUGGGGUAUGCUUUCUGUGUUCAUUGCGGGAAUGAUGCUCCAAAAUACAAGCAGUUCGCACAUAUCAUGGUUGCUGCUCUUCGCAACUCGCCAGUGAUGGAUUCUCAUCACGAUAGGAUGAAUGCUUACCUUAACGGCAGGCCAGUGUUUAUCUCUGACCUUGGGCGCUCCGUCGUGGAGCUCAACGAGUCCAUUGCCACUUAUGAGGAGACGAUGCUGGUGACGGUGACAGUGCCGCGAUGUCAUUGUCGAUGCCUCGCGUCGAAACCGAGCUGGGUUGUCAGCUUGUUUCAUAGGCAUGCGCUGUGUGCUAGCUGUAAGAGAAAGCUCGAUCACCCGCGAAUGCUGCCGCUGAUCUUCCUCGCGGCAGCAAGGAAUGCCAAACACGUUCCGAAACUGCACAUGGAGUGCUAUUUCCGGAGGGGAGAGAAGAAGACAUCCCCUCGGCCAAGUUGAAAGCCAAUUCCAGAGCCGGUUUUCUGCAGGUCUGAGAAAGCUCUUUAUACCGGAGUCGAGGGCGAGAUAGCUGUGUGCCCCUGUGGUUUUGGCGAAACUCGAAUCAGCAACACUGCAGUGGCUUCACUCGUGCUUGGUUGUCGUUGUUAUAUUCCAAGUACGUAUUGCAGCAUGUGCUGGUGGUGAGAGAAAGGGCCUCGCUCCGCAACUCUCCACAUGCAAGAAAGACAAAGAAUACGACUGUGCAUCUUCCCAUAUUCUAGCGGAAGUUUCAUCCUCAUUUUGCACAUUUGGUGGGUAGUCGAGCCAGGCCCAAACUGUCCUCCAUGCCUUGGUCACCCGUGGCAGUGGUGCAAAUUAUGUCUUUUUUGGCUGCUGAGCCGUCCACGUGAUUCAUUCUCAUUUUGCACGUUUGGUGCAACCUAUGUCUUUGGCUGAUGAGUCAGAUUGUCUGAGGCAGAGACCAGUUGCAGGUGACUUACAUCCCGCGUUGGACUCGCAGCACUCUUGAUAUGUUUGCAGGAGUAGUGUGGAGCCAUGCCUGGUGUAUCGGUCAAUUGCAUGGGGCUAUGUGUGCAUCCCUUUCAAGAAGAGAGACGCAAGGAUUGAGUGGAGGGAGGGCCUCACAACCCCUGCGAUACAUAAAGUGAGGAAGUGCAAUGGCAAGAGGUGGCGGUGUGUUUUUAUCUAGAAUGGGGCUCAACGAAUCAGAAUUUGGUGCCAAUCUACGAGUCCCAUGAAUUGGACGAGGAAAGGUUGCCCUUGUGGGAAGCGAUGCCACGGGGUAGAGAGCACCCACAUUUCCAGCGAACUUAGCUCGGAGGUCUCGGUCUUCUAUGGUGAUGAAAAGGGUGAGCUGUGGUGCAAACGGAAUCCCUACACGCUUCCCCGCCGCUCUCGUCCAUGGCAUUUUCCGAGUUGUAUACAGUGAAGCUAAGUCUUAACACACAGAGGACUACUCCAUGCUCAAGUCUUGACUGAUUUGUUCUCUGGGCAAGUCUUCGGUGCCGGCGCAUGGGGGAUGCUGGGCUCAUCCUUCUAGCUGCUGCUUGUCUUACCGGGCCGGGUACAAUGCUUUACACACGCCACCGCAAAUGCAAAUCUGUGCAUGUCGGCGCAGUCUUAUUCUUAUUGUACUCGUUGGGGUAGGAGUAUGCGCGUUUCUCUUUCGCCGAUUCUGCCGCUGGUUGAAACGCCGGGCAUCCAUGUGCAUAUAUAUGUUGCCAAACAGUACAUAUCCAGUAUUAGAGUUAUCGGCUGUGAUCUUUCAGUAGCUAGGUCCGUUAAUUUUUGGGGGGCAUAUGGUAGAGGGACGGAGUCCAUGGUCAACGACAGUUUUCAUACAUUGGUUAUGGUCUGAAGAAAAGGCAGGUGGCAGGCAUCUCGGUGUGGUUAAUUUGGAAGAAGGCGGAGAGUGGAGGGGUGUACCAUGAUGUGGCAUGUAUGGAGUCAUCGGUUAUCUCCAGGUACCAUUCAGUUCUUUGGAGUAGGCCCUGAUGACGGAGGUGCAAAUGGCUGUACGAGAUGAUGGAUGGAGUCGUCGGUUAUGUCCAGGUACUGUUCAGUUGUUUGGAGUCGGCACUGAUGACGGAGGAGCACAUGGCUGUACGAGAUAGCCCUGUGUCUGUUGCCUCCAGUGUCUUGAGGUGGGAAGGACAAGGAAGGGUUGUCGUCUUUUCACUCAUUUGCUUCCCCAGUGGAGUUCGGACUUGGAUCUGUAUUCCAACAGUUAAGCGGUGUACCAACUGAGCUAGGCCAGGGGGUUCAAGUCUGACUGAUAUGUCGAGCUCCCAGAGUGCCAUCGAGGAGUCUGACGUCAGAUGUGCACGAAGAAGGCCUGUUAACUCUUCUCAUACAAGUCGUGGCUAACGAUCGAUAAAGUCGUGCUCGGUAGGUGUGAGUGAUUCGCAGGGAGCACUAUGCUUUGCUGCUGUAUGCAUGGCUUGGAAGAUCCGUUUGAUUAACUUCUGCGGAUGGGGAAAGUGCUGGACGUUUGUAAAUAUAUUGGUCUGUGGGCUGGUGAUAUAAGUGGUUUCUUUUUUUUUUUUUUGAUAACAUUUACCAGGCGAGUAUAUUUCUCUUUAGUGAGUCCAUGUGGGAUGGCAAUUAAGCCUCUCCCACAAUAUGAUCAGGCAUCUUCAUGGUACAUGCGGAAAGCGGAAUGAGAAUGCAGAACAUGAGUAGAGGCGGAUAGGCCUUUGCGGUCGCUUCUGCAUGGAUGCCUCUGUUUCUGGCAUGCGUGCUCGUUGGCACUUACGUUACACAGUGUUGUAAAAGAGACUGUUUCUGGCAUGCGUGCUCGUUGGCACUUACGUUACACAGUGUUGUAAAAGAGAGACUUCCCUACAAAGCUUCAGAUAAUGGGGAUGGGGAUGGGGAUGGGUGGGCAAGAUGUCUGAAGGUCAGGGUUUGUAUACAAGCAGGAUCUGUGAUAUGAAAGUUUGGUUUUGAUAUAUGUGCCUCUUGUGUGGGCUGGAGAUCUGAAGCAGAGAUGGGAGAUUCUGCUCUCCUGUCAGUUUUUGGCAUUUUUUUAAGAAAAUGGCUUUAUUCCUUCUUUCCUAUUUAAGGGCCACGGCCUUGAGAUAUCAUCUUUGAACUGACCGGCCCCAGGUAAAUUCAGAGUUGUUUUUCACUCAGCUGAUUCCACUGGAAUUCGAACUCAGGUCCGUAUUUCAACAGUUCAUGGGCGUACCAACUGAGCUAGGCCAGUUGGUGAAAAGGCUCUGUUGACCCAGUCUGAUAGUUGAAAUGAUGCCGAGUAUUAUGGGAUGGGCGGACUUUCAUUGGACGCAUUCAUCUGAGAGGCCCUGACACCGUAAAGGUGCAGCUGCCUCGCAUUGGAGCUGCACAGGAGAACGGAGGAUGAGAAAAGGAGGGAUGGCGAGGAGGGGGGAAGGUUGGAAGAUAGAUAGAUAGAUAGAGAUAGAGAUAGAUAGAUAGAUAGAUAAAUAGAGAGAGAGAGAGAGAGAGAGAGAGAGAGAGAGAGAGAGAGAGAGAGAGAGAGAGAGAGAGGAUAGCUCUGAUAGCAUGUGUAGCGGAUGAAUGGCUUUGCAAAUGGUCUGACAAUGCAGAUUCCGGCUUCUACCCACACUGAUUGGUGUGGAGGAAGCUUUUCAAUCAACUCAUGCUUCUCUCUGUCAAGAUUAUGUAGUCUGCUUUAGAAUUUGAAGUUGCCGGGGCAGUGUGUAAUUAUGGAUGACAUUGGCCCCUUCCUUUUUCAUGGGUCAAGACUGAUGUGCACUUCUCAUCUGAUCUGGCUUCAUUAUUUUGAUGUUAUCAUGGGCCGGUUAUACUGGAGUCUAUCUGGUAAGCAAUCUUCGGUGUGAGAACUGUCUCAUAGAGAGAAACCAACGUUCGGAUAGGAACCUGACGAAAGGUGGUGGAGAUGCUCCCAUCAUGCAUCUCAUCAUUACACCUCCAUGUUGUUAGUUUUCUAACUUAUUCUGUGAAUGCCUUACAGGAGGCAAGGCGCAUGCAGCUCGAUGAGCAUCUUAACACUGGUAAGCUGACAUC
Molecule: messenger RNA, 4859 nt
Organism: Chara braunii
Lineage: Eukaryota; Viridiplantae; Streptophyta; Charophyceae; Charales; Characeae
Source: the annotation of a GenBank genome assembly